ACUCAGCGCCGUAUCCCCGCCGAAUAUGCAAUUUUUUCGCUUUGCUCUCCUCUUUCUCUACUUGGUUGAUAGUUGUAAGUCGAAUGAAAUCAAAUUAUUUUGGGAUUACAUUAUCAUUGGAGCAGGACCUGCUGGCUUACAAAUGGGCUAUCUAUUGGAAAAGAAUAGUAGGGAUUACGUAAUUUUUGAGAGAAAUUUAGAAGCUGGAAGUUUUUUUCGUACGUUCCCUCGACAUGAUCGACUAAUUUCGAUCAAUAAAAAAUAUACUGGAAGGACAAACAAAGAAUUUAAUUUAAGACAUGAUUGGAAUUCAUUACUGUCCGACGAUUUUCUGCCUUUUUAUCAAUUUUCAAAUGAUUUUUUCCCAUAUAAGGAUCAAAUGAGAAGUUAUCUAAACGAAUUCUCGAAAAACUAUAAACUAAAUAUCCUCUUUGGUAAAGAAGUGAGUAAUAUUAGUAAGAUACAGGACCACUUUCAUCUUAGUAUUAACGAUCAAGUAUACAAAUGUAACCAGCUCAUUAUAGCAACAGGAAUGAAUAAACCUAUAUUACCUGAUUUUAAAGUAUCCUCGAAAUAAAUUGUCAUUUGUUUCGUUAAAAACUAAAAUUUCUAAGAAAGAAAGAUAGGGCUAGAGAGAAACGAGGGAAAGGGAGAACAUUCUGAAGUUGUAAAUAAAAAUACAAAAAAGAUAGGAAAGAAAAAAGAAAGGGAAAAGUAAUUAUUUACCAAAAAUAGACGGCUUAGUAGGAGGGACCGGAAGUUCCUCUUCACACUCAGUUUAUUAUUCGUGGAUACUUUAAGGGUUCUCAACACAUGUUGGGAUACGAAGAAAUACCACUGGGAGAGGAUUUUUAUAAAGGAAAGGACGUCUUAAUCUUAGGUCACGGAAACUCCGCCUUUGAAACAGCGAACGCAAUAUACAGAAACACAAAUAAAGUUCAUAUACUUGGUAGAAGCAGAGUUAGAUUAGCAUGGGAAACCCAUUACGUAGGAGAUUUGAGAAGCGUCUAUAGUGAACUAAUUGAUACGUAUCAAUUAAAAUCUCUCGACGGAAUACUAGAAGGUCGAAUUAACGAAUUCAAUCUAGAAAAAUAUAACAACAAGUUAUAUUUCGACGCUGGAAAUUUGCCUGACAGUAUGGACAAUUUUGCCUUAAGGGAGGGUUAUGACAUUGUGAUAAGAUGUUUGGGUUUUGAAUUUAAUGACAGCAUUUUCGCAUCCGAUACAAAACCCAAACGUCAUCAACAAAAAAAAUAUCCAGAAAUAGAUUAUAAUUUUCAAUCAACUAACAUUGAAGAUUUAUAUUUUAUUGGUACUUCGGCUCACUCACUCGACUACAGAAAGUCCUCUGGUGGCUUUAUCCACGGCUUUAGAUAUAUGAUACAAACGUUCUAUCAAACCUUAGAAUGGACUAAGCAUCGAAUUCCAUGGCCGUCUACAAUUCAUAAGCUUACUGAAUUAGUUAAUGUAAUUCUGAAGAGGAUUAAUGAAGUUAGUUCACUGUAUCAAAUGCACGGUGUUCUUGGUGAUGUCAUAGCUUUUAGAAGGGAGAAAGAAUCUUUCGAAUAUUAUAAAGAUUUUCAAUUGGCUAAUUUACAUAAUUUCGAGAGUCUUACCGGUCACAAAGUCAAAGAUGUACUUGUUCUUAUGCUGAACUAUGGAAAGACUUUCUCGAAACCGGGAAAUGACGUUCUCAGGAUAGAUAGAGCAACUGGUGUCUUGGAAGAAGCUCAUCAUAGCAACUUUCUCCAUCCUCAAUUCUAUUAUUAUAAAAAAUUGCCGACAAAAGGACGGAUGUUUAACAAAAAGAAGGAGGAAAUUCUGCCAAAUCCUGACAGGGCACAUUACAUUCUGGAAGAUUUCCAUACAACGUGGACUUCUCCCACCACUCACGUUCUUCCCUUAAGACGAUUCUUAGAAAACUGUACAAAAAGCAAGGAAAGACAAGAAAGUGAUGCUAAAGUAGAAGAUAAAAUAGAACGAAAAGAAAUAGUGUUUAGUGUAAACGAAACUUGUUUGGAGAAGCUUAAUGUGAAAUCGGAAAUGACCAAUCAUUCAGACUUUACAAAUGAAGUCAUUAAGCGUUGUGGCUAUUACAAUAGUUAUCAUUCAUGCGGGGGAAGCCUUAUUAGUGAUAGGUGGGUUUUGACAGCAGCUCAUUGUUUUAAAAAUGCUGAAUUACCGAAAUAUUGGAAAGUUAUAAUUGGCGAGCAUAGCUUCUCUUCGAGUAAGGAGAAGGUUAUUUAUAUGAAUCCUUUAAAGAUUAUUAUGCAUCCCACACGAGAUCUAGCGCUUAUUAAGUUGGAAAAGUCUGUUGAAAUUGGCCCAACCAUUAAUUAUAUCUGUUUGCCAAUAUCAGGACAAGAAGUGCCUAUUGGUACAUCAUGUCAGGCAGCCGGCUGGGGAAUUCAUAAUUUAGGAGAGGAAGAAACUUCUGAUAUAGUUCGUCACGUCCAUUUAAUAGUCGAACCAACCAGAAAAUGCGUAGUGGGAAGUUCUCGACGAUUUCGAUUGAACAGUAUCUAUUACAAUAUGGAACAUUCGAUUUGUGUUGGGGGAGGGAUAGGAAAAUCGAUUUGUAGUGGGGAUUCAGGAGGACCGCUUGUUUCAUUCGACCGUAAGAGCGAUAGUUAUGUACUUUUGGGAGUUGUUUCUGGUACACUUAAUGAUUGCGGCUAUCGAGCUUACUAUGGUUCAUGGAUGACUAGCGUCCCGCUAUUCGUCGAUUGGAUUCAUUUAAAAAUUGAAAAUUCAUAA
Messenger RNA from Dimorphilus gyrociliatus, 2757 nucleotides. Lineage: Eukaryota; Metazoa; Annelida; Polychaeta; Dinophilidae. The record is from the annotation of a GenBank genome assembly.